AUGUUAAUCGAAGUCGCCAUUCCAGUGCACUUCCCUCACUUCAAUGAUCGCUUGAGAGAUGUUUUGGAUCGGAAAAUAAUUGAUCACUUAAAAAGAUCUUUGGAUCUCAAGAAGUUGGAGGAGAGCAAUGCAGGCAGUUUUUUGAGCUUCGAAGGAACCAUCGAAGCCUAUGAGAAGCUCAUCGAAGGCUUGACGGAGUUGAGUGCAGCGGUUUUCGAUAGAGAAAUUGAAGGAAACGAAGAUUUAGAAGGCAAUGAUAUACCUAUGGGCAGAAUCUUUGGAAACAGCGACGGUUUCCUUACACAUAAAGACCGACAUUUCCUACUGCCGAGCUACAUUCCUAAUGGUACGAUUCUCAACGAAAGAUUCGUGAUCGAAAGACAGCUCGGAGCCUGGUAUGGCGAACGCUGUUAUCAUGGGAGAGACUCGCAAAAUAACAAGCAAAUUGUUCUCAAAGCAUUUCUCCCGGCGGACCCUCGUAUCCAAGCGUACGUUGAUUUCUUCAAAGAAUGCUCCGGAAUGCAAGGAAUUCCAACAUUUCUCGCACACUUCUCAUCAUAUGAAAGUGAAUUCAUUGCUCAUGAGUACAAUGGCGUUUUGCUUCGAGGGAUUCUGAACGCUCGAAUGUUCCAUAUUUCGUUGGAAAAUACGAUUCGCCUCGGGUAUCGCUUAUUCAAGAUCUUGCACGCCAUCCAUCUGAAAGGCUAUGUCCACAAAAACAUUCAACCUUUGUCAAUCACGUGCGAUGUUGGUCCGGAUGGGGAACUCGUUGUGAACCUGACUUACUUUGGCCACGCCGCCCUUAUCGAUGAGCCACCAUCCAACAACAAAAUUAUCCUCGGACCCUAUCAAAGUCUCCAUGUUUCCCGCGGGGGAGCAUACAGCAGAAUCGACGAUUACAUAUCCGUCGUCCUCGUCAUGCUGUCAUGCCAAACGAUCAACCCCUUCGAUUUCAACAUAAAUAGGGAUUUGACACACGUUCAGAAAAAUGAUAAUUUCCAUGCAAAUCCCUAUGCAGUACUCACACCACAAACCAUGUGGCUCGGCGAUUUGUACUUGCAACUUGAAGAGAUGCGUGCUGACCGAUUGAGCCAUCUGCAAGUUAUGGCCGCCCUUCGUCGAGCCGUCCCUGGAUUUGAUCCCCAAACGGCAAUCACCUAUCCUAACGAUGUCGAAAGUGUUUACCACCUUAUCGACUAA
This is a messenger RNA of Caenorhabditis briggsae, 1200 nucleotides long. The record is from RefSeq and is a predicted model, not a curated record. Lineage: Eukaryota; Metazoa; Nematoda; Chromadorea; Rhabditida; Rhabditidae. The transcript is spliced from 6 exons. The coding region runs from base 1 to 1200 and encodes 399 amino acids. Gene Ontology annotation, biological process: protein phosphorylation. Gene Ontology annotation, molecular function: ATP binding; protein kinase activity.